Molecule: messenger RNA, 1023 nt
Organism: Puma concolor (puma)
Lineage: Eukaryota; Metazoa; Chordata; Mammalia; Carnivora; Felidae
Gene: NAA20
Product: N-alpha-acetyltransferase 20, NatB catalytic subunit
Biological process (GO): N-terminal peptidyl-methionine acetylation
Cellular component (GO): NatB complex
Molecular function (GO): protein-N-terminal amino-acid acetyltransferase activity
Source: RefSeq, a predicted model, not a curated record
CGGCAGGGCGGGCGGGGCUCGCGGCAAGCCGGCCUCGGCGGCGGCGGCGGCGGUGCGAUGACCACGCUCCGGGCUUUCACGUGCGAUGACCUGUUCCGCUUCAACAACAUUAACUUGGAUCCACUUACAGAAACUUAUGGGAUUCCUUUUUAUUUACAGUACCUCGCUCACUGGCCAGAGUAUUUCAUUGUUGCAGAGGCACCUGGUGGAGAGUUAAUGGGUUAUAUUAUGGGUAAAGCAGAAGGCUCUGUAGCUAGGGAAGAAUGGCACGGACAUGUCACAGCUCUCUCUGUUGCCCCAGAAUUUCGACGCCUUGGUUUGGCUGCAAAACUUAUGGAAUUAUUAGAGGAGAUUUCAGAACGAAAGGGUGGAUUUUUUGUUGAUCUCUUUGUAAGAGUAUCUAACCAGGUUGCAGUCAACAUGUACAAGCAGCUGGGCUACAGCGUAUACAGGACAGUCAUAGAGUACUAUUCAGCCAGCAAUGGGGAGCCUGACGAGGACGCUUAUGAUAUGAGGAAAGCACUUUCCAGAGACACUGAGAAGAAAUCCAUCAUACCAUUACCUCAUCCUGUGAGGCCUGAAGACAUUGAAUAACCAUGGGCAGUGGUUCUUAGGCUGAUGCUCCAGAUAUUUUAUGGACAAUAUUGUUUUCAUUAGAUGAUCCCGGAGUGCUAUUAGGAGAAAAGUAAUUAUUUAGGUCUUGCAGAUUUCAAGAAAAUACAGGUUAUAAAUUUGAGUCUUAUUGUUUCCAGUUAGCAAUAUCAUAACUAUUAAAGCUGUUCACUGUAAUAAAAUUCAGUCAAAAAGGCAGCUAGGUCAGAUGGAAACAUUUUAGUAUUUUGGUUCAUAAUAUUCACUAUAUGUUAAGGGGAAAAACUUGCUCCAGUCUCCUCCUAAAUUCUGUGCCUGAGAACCACUGCUGCAUACAUAUUUUUUAUUUUGUAUUAUCUGUUAAUUGAAGCUUUAAAAGCAUAUAUGAAAUGUAUAAAUCUAAAAUGUAUAAUAAAACGCAUUGUUGACCCU